AUGCGAGGUAUUCAAAUUCUUCACUUUAAUGAUGUUUAUCACCUUCUACCGCGGAAACAGGAGCCUGUUGGAGGAGCAGCACGGUUUGCUACCGUUUUAAAAGAAUUUCGUGCAAAAUAUGGGCCUGAUUCUUCAUGUGUAUUUUUCAGUGGUGAUCUUUUUAAUCCUUCUGUUGAGAGUAGUGUCAGUAAAGGCAGACAUAUGAUUCCAGUGAUGAAUAAUUUUGGUGUGGACGUUGCCUGCAUGGGUAAUCAUGAUUUUGAUUACGGAGAACCAAACCUUAAAGCAUUAGUUGGAGAGACCAAUUUCCCUUGGUUAUUAUCAAACGUUAUUGAUUCUGAAAGUGGAAAUCCGGUUGCGAACGGAAAAAAGUUCCAUAUUCUGGAGAAGAAUGAUCUUAAACUCGGAAUUAUCGGUUUGGUUGAAAAAGAUUGGUUGGAAACUAUUCCUGGUCUUCCACCAGCAUUACAGUAUAAAGAUUAUAUAGCUGUUGGAAAGGAACUUGCCGCACAAUUACGUGACCCUAAAGGGCCUUAUGCAGUAGAUCUUGUUAUAGCCUUAACGCAUUGUCGUUUGCCAAAUGACAUUUUAUUAGCAAGAGAAACUCAAGAUGAAAUCGAUUUGAUUCUUGGAGGACACGAUCACUUUUAUUACAUCGGGAAAGGUUGUGAAAUUAUCAAUGGUUGGAUAAGAGAAGAAGUAAGUGGAAGCGGUGAAGAUAAUGGAGUGCGCGUUGUUAAGAGCGGAACAGAUUUUCGAGAAUUAAGUAUUGUAGAAUGUGAAGUUGAAGAAAUUGACAACGAAGAAGGAGGAACUAUCAAAAUAAUUAAAAAAGUGGCAGUUACGCGCCAAGAAGUUACGUCAUCAAUUGCCGAGGAUUCUCAUUUUAUAGAAUUAACUAAUUCCGCUACCUCUGAUAUUAAGUCGAAAUUGUCCAGACCUAUAGCUUAUACAUUAACACAAUGGGACUGCCGAUCAACAGAGCUUCGAACUCGAGAAACUGCAUUUGGAAACUUUGUAGCUGAUAUAAUGUUAUACGCAUAUCAACCAUGCAUUCAUAAUAUAGACUGUUCGAUAUUAUGUGGAGGUACUAUACGUUCAGAUUCAGUUUAUGGACCGGGAAAAAUUACUUUGGGAGAUUUGCUUGAGAUAUUUCCUUUCGAAGACACGGUAGUUGUUAUUCGAAUUACUGGGCAACAAUUGUGGGAUGGUUUGGAAAGUGCUGUUUCAAAGGUACCUAAACAAGAAGGGAGAUUUCCAGUAGUGAGUGGUUUGAAAAUAGAAUAUAAUCCAAAUGCUGAACCGGAACAUCGACUAAGAAAUGUUUGGUUGACAGAGAAAAGUCCACAUACAACGGGAGAAAGUGUAGUUGAAUCUGAUUAUGACAAACCUAAUAUUAUAGAAAAAUUAGAUUUACACAAAAUUUACACAGUUAGUACUCGCAAUUAUAUGGCGUCUGGCUACGAUGGUUAUACUGCCUUCGCUCAACCUAAUACACAGUACCUAGUUGAUGAAGAAAAUGGUAUUAUUCUUUCAACCUUAAUCCGUCGAUAUUUUCUUGGUCUUUAUUAUGUUAAUGCCAUUAAAUUCAAUAUGAGCUGUGAGUCUAGGACUAAGGAAGCAGUUUCAAAAGCAGCAGAUACCUGGAAAAAACUGGCAGAAAAAGGCCGUGAUAAAACAGCUCAGAAACACAUUUCUGGUCAUACUAUUCAAAAUGCAUUAAAGCUUUCUCUAGGUGAAAAUAUAAAAAGACAGAAUGAGGAAUCAUCUAAUAACGAUGAUAUAAUUGAUGAUGAAAUAGAUUCAAAAAAUACAGAAUUCAUAAAAGAUUGGGUCACUGUCGCUCCGAUUAUUGGAGAUAGAAUUGUCACUGUGGAUUCCUAA
This is a messenger RNA of Rhizophagus irregularis DAOM 181602=DAOM 197198, 1884 nucleotides long. RefSeq lists its product as uncharacterized. The record is from RefSeq and is a predicted model, not a curated record. NCBI's taxonomy places the organism in Eukaryota, Fungi, Glomeromycota, Glomeromycetes, Glomerales, Glomeraceae. Gene Ontology annotation, biological process: nucleotide catabolic process. Gene Ontology annotation, molecular function: hydrolase activity.